Messenger RNA from Cajanus cajan (pigeon pea), 912 nucleotides. The record is from RefSeq and is a predicted model, not a curated record. Lineage: Eukaryota; Viridiplantae; Streptophyta; Magnoliopsida; Fabales; Fabaceae.
GAGCUAGACAUGGAAGAUGUGAAUCGCAUCCCAAGAGAAGCAAAAGAUUACUAUUCUAGUUCAAUAUGGUUGUCAGAAAAUGCACAGGUAUUUGAGGAUCUCAAGAAAAGUGACCUUAAUAGAGUUAAUGGCAUCUAUGUUACUGCUGGCAAAGAUUCCUACGGCUAUGACUACCAGGAAAUAGAGACUCCUGAAAUUUCCAGAACAUUGACUUCAGAAAUUGUGGACUAUGAUCUCUAUUCUAGACAAACAUUGACUUCAGAAAUUGUGGAAAUAAUUGAGGAUGGCAGCAAGAGCAUAAACAACAAAGAUAGAAGAGUUGAUGAUCUUUAUGUGGCUGUUGGCAAAGAUGACGUGGAUGUUGUCAAAUGGGCUCUUGAUCAUGCUGUUUCUCCUGGUUCCCGGAUUUUUCUUAUCCAUGUCUCUUCUCCAAUCACAUUGAUUCCUACGCCAGUUGGAAAAUUUGAAAGAAGCCAACUUACCCCGCAGCAAGUGAGACUAUACGUGAAUGAAGUGAACAACAAGAGGAAGGAUCUUUUGCAGAAGUACAUUCAGAUGAGCAACGAAGCCAAGGUAGUAGCAGAAACCUUGCUUCUUGAGAGCAAUGACACAGGAAAAGCAAUUCUGGACCUCACCACUAUUCUUAACAUAACCAACCUUGUCAUGGGAAUCAAAAAGCUACCCUGCACACGGCGCAAUAACAAACUAAGCAAAGGAGUGCUUGUAAAGAAGAAUGCACCAAAAUCCUGCAAGGUUACCUUGGUUUAUAACGGCGAGGUGUUUGUGUCUAAACCUUACAUGGAUGGCUUGGAAUCCUGUGGCUUAGAAUCACAGAGUAAAAGCCACUCCAAAGCUAACAUCUUUCAGUGCAUGUGCUUUUCAGGGUGCGUGAGAGAAGACAAUGGUACCUAG